Messenger RNA from Pectinophora gossypiella (pink bollworm), 6062 nucleotides. RefSeq names its product 1-phosphatidylinositol 4,5-bisphosphate phosphodiesterase epsilon-1-like. The transcript is spliced from 43 exons. Lineage: Eukaryota; Metazoa; Arthropoda; Insecta; Lepidoptera; Gelechiidae. Gene Ontology annotation, biological process: lipid metabolic process; phosphatidylinositol-mediated signaling; small GTPase-mediated signal transduction. Gene Ontology annotation, molecular function: guanyl-nucleotide exchange factor activity; phosphatidylinositol-4,5-bisphosphate phospholipase C activity. Bases 182 to 5914 code for a protein of 1910 amino acids. The record is from RefSeq and is a predicted model, not a curated record.
AGCACAAACCAACAGAUGGCGCUACGAUGAAGUUCAAAAAGCGACCGAUAGGUGGCGCUGGUUCUGUAACGUAAUACAAGUAAACUGCCGGUAGAUGGCGGUGUGAACUUUUUGUAACUAGUGCGGGAGUGUACAGUGAUUAGUGUUUUAGUGGUUAGUGUUUAGUGUAGUGUAGUGUGCGAUGCGAGACGGGUCCAAGCCAGGCCCGAGUGGAGCCGGAUCGGGCCAUUGUUUUGACAACGAUGAGGGAUCAUCAGUCCCAGAAGAGAGUAGCCACGAAGAGCUCGCGUCAUUGAAGAACAUACUGCAUUUUCCAGAGGAAGUGGCGUUGCGUCUCACUGACACUGAGUAUCAGCUAUUUUACCAAGUACCACCAAUCGACUACCUCCGUCAAGUGACCUUAGACCUGGGAGGGGAGGGAGUACUCGGAGCUGUCAGUGAGAGGCACAUGAUCAGGAGAGCCCCUCCGACUCACGCGCAGCAGAGCACCACUACUGUCAGGGCACUAAUCAGGAGAUUCAACGAGGUCUCCGCGUGGGUGACGGAGCUGGUGGCAAGCCAAGCCGGCAGCGAGGAAAGGAAGGCGGCGUUAGCUUGUGUGCUUCGAGCCGCUCUCACUUGCUGGAAUAUAGGCAAUUUCAACGGAGCCAUGGAGAUCGUAGCGGGCCUCAAGUCACAGAAGCUGAAAGCGUUUUGGUUCAGCAUAUCUGACGAGCCCCUCCCAGCGCUGGACUUCCUCUCAGCAGCCCUGCUGUCGGCGGAGUACGAGCGUGCCCUGGCCAGGGCUCUGGCCAUGCCGGAGUGCCGGCUCAUACCCUUCUUUGGGGCCUUCCUCAGGGAGCUCAGAGAAAUUCUGGCGGCAGCACCCUCUCUGACGAGCAGUCACUCCGUGGCGGCGACACCCACCCACCGGAGGGACUUUAAGAGGGACUCGGUCAAAGAGGACAGAGGUUCUCAAAAACGGGACUCAAGAAGAGAGAGUGGCAAGCGAGUGGACCAAAGCACAUCCACCAGCAGUCCGCUAAGGGACAGCAAACGGGAAAGAAUUGAACCUAGCAGACAAGUGUACAUAGCAUCGUUUGACGAAGAAAGCGGCGAACAGACCCCUGGUUGGAGGCGAGUCGGCCCCGAGGGUCUGGUCAAUCUGGAGAAGGUGUACCGCACUCAGGCCGUGAUGGACCACAUCGCCAGCUUCCACCAGCACCACUACGCGCUGGCAAGGACACAACCACCACCAUUCCACCACUAUCUCCGAACAGCAAUGGCGGCUUGUGACGAGCCAGUCUUCGCUCCGCCGUCGCAGAAGCCGUCGGAUUCCUUCGAGAACGAAGCCCUGUACGAGCUGGAGGGGGGAGGCUACUGCCCCGUGCAGCCUCCCCCUCAUGAUCACGGGGUCACCAUGUUCCCGUUGGCGCCGCAGAACGGGGAGAGAAUGGACCGACAUGUGCUGCAGAUUAUGCAUCACGGCACGGCGUGUGUGGUCGGCGAGGCGGAGUGGGGCGGCGCGCUCGCGCAGCUCAGGCUGGAGCGCGCAUGCGCGCUGCUCACGUGGUGUCGGACCGCGCAUCGACCUAGUACGCAGCAUGGAGAAACACCGUCGGAAGGCGUGCAACAACCAGAAGUGAGUCUCUCCUACAACCCUGAGGAGGUGAUACCCCUGAAAUACUCCGGGAACCUGGCGCAUGAGAACGAGGCCGGUGUGGUGGGGGAAGAAGGCUUCAUCGACCUGCAAUGCGUGAAGGACAUGCGCGUCGGAGGGAAACUUCUAGAGUCCCGCGAUAUGUUAGAUCUAGUCGCGUGCGCAAGAAGGCACGGACUAGAGAUGUCCAGUCAGCAUCCUCACAUCAUAAGUUUGGUCUACGGGCGGACGCUCAGCGACAACAGACAUCUGCAUAUCAUGCUGCCCGCCUGCUCUUACAGGGUCUGGGCGGUUGGUCUCCACGCCGUCAUCAGGGCGCUGAUGAGCCAAGCCAAGCUGGCUGACAGGAGUCUGGCGUGGCUUAAGAACAAAUACACAGCCUUAUAUUACGAGGACGGUUGCUGCUGUGAACCGCUCGUCUCCGAUGCUAUACGGGUGUUCGGGGGUAGAGAGUCGACGUGUGGCAGUUCGUCACACUCUACUCCAGUGAAAGGAGCCUUCACCGAUUCUCACUCUGACUCUAUUCGGAGCACAGGGAUCAAGUUCAAGAAAAAUAAAUCGACGUCAGAGUUGAAGACCAGCUCUCCGAAGAGCUACGGGUCGACCCACACAUCUGGUGCCAGGAGCGAGGAUGAGGUCAUCCAGGGAUCACCACGGCACAGUUCAUACUCAGCAGCGAUGAGCCACCAUCAACCGUGCGCUCCGAGACACAGCAGCCUCACUGCAGCUGCUACCAGCAUCAUGGCUGGAUCGCCUAACAGGCAGAGCAGUUUAAGAAGACUGGAGACGAGCGAGCGGUUCUGGGAAAACCUGAAGCAUCUCAGAACGGGUUCUGUCGGGUACGACACGCAGCUCGACUUCAUGGACUUCGUGGCGCUGUUCAGGAGUUUUAGUCUAGUAAUGCGUUCAGAGCUACGCGACGUAUUUGAACAACUAGCCGUCCCGCGGGUUCGCUCGCCCCCGCUACAGGAGAAGUGUCGAAGCUCGCCUGAGCUGUUCGGCGAACAUAUAUUUAAAAGUGGCCUAUUAACACGGAACGGAUCUUUGGACCUACAACUGCCUAGUGACAAGUCUAACCGGAAGAAGGCUUUCGACUUGCUUGCCGCCGCUGCCUUACCUGGUGCCUGCCCGGAGGCGAUCGGAAGAGUGUUAUCUCUGCCUACCCUGGGCAAGUUCUGCGAGACACGACAACACGAGCCUAAGACUGAACAGCAACUUAAAGAUAUAAUCCAGAGGCACGAGCCAGACCCGGCAUUGAGGGCAGAGAAUUGCCUCUCAUUCGAAGGCUUCGUUCGCUUCCUCACUGACAAGGACAACUACGCUUUUGUACCAGAGCAGAGGAGGGCCAAUAAUUUUAUUGGCAAAUUGGAGGAGGAUGAGGUCCAGAAGGACCUCUCGCGCGACAUGACGGGUCCUCUCAGCCAGUACUACAUCGCUAGCAGCCAUAACACCUACCUCACUGGCCAUCAGUUGAAGGGCGAGUCAUCUGUCGAGCUGUAUAGUCAGGUGUUGCUGACGGGCUGUCGGUGCGUGGAGCUGGACUGCUGGGACGGAGACGAUGGUAGCCCGGUCAUCUACCAUGGUCACACCUUCACCACCAAGAUACCAUUCAGGAGAGUCGUUGAGACUAUUGCGAGGAGUGCGUUCGUGGCGUCUCCGUACCCCCUGAUCCUAAGCAUCGAGAACCACUGCAGCCUGUCACAGCAGCAGGUCAUGGCGAGCACCUUUGAGGCAGUCUUCGGAGACAAGCUGGUGACGACAUUCCUGUUCGAAGCUGACUAUACCGACGAACCACGCCUGCCUAGCCCGGAACAGCUCAAGUACAAGGUGCUAAUAAAAAAUAAGAAACUGCCCUUAGUGGAGGCAAGCCCAACAGUGGGCUUAACUGGAGCCAGUUCAGCUCAAGGAUAUGGUGGAGUACUAGCUGGAGCGUUCAGGUCUAACGGGAUCAGGCACACGAGCGCGUCACUUCCAGAAGCUUCUAGAACUGGGUCCGGCAUGUCGCAGCAGUCUGGCAGCUCGCUGGCGGAAUACUUUUCUGACGAGGAUUAUGAUGAAGACGACGAAGACCUCGAUGAAAAAGAACUCCACAAGAUCCUGAACUCUAUGGAGGUGGACAAGUGCGGUCGGACCUCUCUGUCGCUCUACCAGAGUUUCCGCAGGAGCGAGGGAGACGGCGAAACCUCUGGCAGCGUCAAACACGCCCCUACGAGGAAACGGAGCAACCAGAUCGCUAAGGAGCUUAGCGAUAUGGUUACUUAUGUACAGGCUAUUAAGUUCCGCGGCCUCAACCCCUUGUCGCCUCGUAGCUCGAUGAAGCAACCAGCGCCCAGCAAGGACAGCGCCGGCUGCAGCAGCUUCGAGUCCAGCGAGAGCAGCGACAGCACCGGCACUCAGCUAGCUCCCCCAUCAACGCUGUCCACCCGCGGGCGCUGCCUGAACCAGCCAGCCGCCCACCACCCCUGCUACCGCUGCUCCUCAGUCAACGAGGCCAUCGGCAAGAAGAUCUGCAGGAAGCAUCCGAUGGCGCUGAUCGCCCACACUGAGACGCAGCUUGUCAGGACCUACCCCGCCGGCCUAAGAAUCGACUCGUCCAACUUCGACCCGGUAAUGUUCUGGUCAUGUGGCGUCCAGCUGGUCGCACUCAACUACCAGACUGAAGACGCUGCUAUGGCAGUCAAUGCUGCUAUGUUCGAAAGCAACGGCUGCCUGGGCUACGUGCGCCGCCCGCGGGUCAUGUGGGACACACAACACAUUGCUUACAGGAGAUUCAACCCAAUGGACAAGGAAUUCGACGGUAUCCACGCGGCGCACCUUACCCUGGCGGUGAUAUCGGGGCAGUAUGUGGCUGAGAAUGUGUACUCAUUCUACAACGCGUUUGUGGAGGUGGAGGUGCUGGGGGCUCCAGUGGACUGCAGGAAGCUGAGGACCAAGCCGGCCUGCCGGAAUGCGCUCAACCCUCACUUCAACCAUACCUUCACUUUCAAGAUAAACUUCCCGGAGCUGGCGUUCAUCAGGUUCGAGGUGUACGACGCUGAUACUAACUACAUGCUGUCGCAACGCGUGAUCCCUCUACAGUGCCUGCGGCCAGGGUACAGACAUGUGAGACUACGCUCACCAACAAACCAGCCCCUCAACAUGGCAUCUCUGUUCAUCUUCUCCCGAUGCUGCGAGGAGGAAGCUGGUGAAUCCUGGAGGGGGGAUGCAGAGCCCAGCUCCCCCCACCAGCGCCGGAAGAUCCACUUCCUGGUGGUCUACGCAGUGGCCAGGCACGAGCCGUACUCCAUAUUGAAGGUUACCCAAGACACUACUGCCAAUGAGGCCAUAGCCCAAUGCUUGACCAAGGCAGGGGUCUGCCGCACGGCGCGAGGUAGCUACGUCCUGGUUGAAGAGGUCCCGUCCAGGGCCCCCACGCAGAGGGUGCUGGCGCCCCACGAGCGGGUCCUCAAGGCGGCCACAGCCCGGCCUGGCGCCAGGCUGCUGUUGAAGAAAGUUGGCGAUGACCCCAGCAGUAGAGCGUGGCUGACCAGCAUCAGGUCAGCAUCAUCAGAUCGCUCCAAGGAUCGCUCGGUGCCGUCAGACGAGGAGUCCAGCGCAGAAGAGCCUCGCAAGCCUCCCGACAGCUUCCUCGUGUGUGUCCACAAUGUAUCGCAUGAGAUACCUUACGCCAUACUCAAGGUGCCACUGAGCGCGACGGCGUCAUAUGUGGUGUACCAGGCGUUGACGAAAGCACGGUGCCACGAUGACCCUAAAAGAUUUGUCCUGGUGGAGGAGCUGGAGUGGGGAGGGAGGGUGGGGACGGGUCCUCAACAGCGGGCCUUGGCUGAUGAUGAAGUGGUCUACUCUGCACAGGCGAGCUGGAAGACCCUGGGUCGGUUCGUGCUUCAGGAGAAAGGCAGCACCGCGCCGCUACCCCGGCACCGGGCCGCCAUCGCCAGGAUACAACGCGGGCUCAGCAUGACCAGGGGAGCUAUAGGGACGACGUUCGGCACAGGAGAGAGCGCGGUGGACGGGAAGCCACCGAUACAUACGGCCUACAGUGACCCCACUACGCAUUGCAGGAGACUGUCCACAACUCCUCUUGGGAAGGGCAUCGGGCGGUCGAAAGGACACUCCGACAAGGACAUGCGCGCUUACAUGCAGAAACGGACCGCCAAUAGAGAGGUACACUCGGAGGGCGAGACAGGGGGCUCGCUGGGGGCGGAGGCGCUGGCGGCGCAGGUGGCGCGCUUCAAGAGAGUCUCUCUACGGAAACUGCGCGCUUGGAGAUCCUGAGUGUUACAGGUCCUGCGUCGGCUAGGCACCAGUUUAGCCAACCACCGGGCCUCGCUGACCUCCGAGCUCGGCUCCAUAUGGGACUUGUUCCGCAUCGACCGGGACAGGCGGCGCUCCGCCCCUGCCUCCUACGAGCCGAUACACACCG